Messenger RNA from Lampris incognitus (smalleye Pacific opah), 2587 nucleotides. It is a transcript of the gene map7d2a, whose product is annotated as MAP7 domain containing 2a. The coding region runs from base 6 to 2567 and encodes 853 amino acids. The transcript has 15 exons. The record is from RefSeq and is a predicted model, not a curated record. Lineage: Eukaryota; Metazoa; Chordata; Actinopteri; Lampriformes; Lampridae. Gene Ontology annotation, biological process: microtubule cytoskeleton organization. Gene Ontology annotation, cellular component: microtubule cytoskeleton.
AAGCAAUGACACCACCACCAUCAAAUCCACUUGCUGACAAGAGAUCAUACAGCAAUGGUCACAGCUCACCAGCUCGAACAGCAUCUGCCGGAAAACCUGCUUCAUCCACCACAGACAAGAAACUUCAGAUAAAUGGACACCCGUCUCCCUUACACCUGCCAACCAGUAUCAAUAACAACCACGCAGGUAAACCACAUGCAGAAAUUCACAUGAAGACAGAUGACAGGAUGCGUUUAGCCAAAGAGCGACGUGAGGAGAGGGAGAGAAGCCUUGCGGCUAGGGAGCAGCUGAUCCGAGAGAAGGAGCGUCGGGCUCGGCUGCAGUAUGAACGCACAGUAGAGGAGCGCUGGAGGAGACUUGAGGAGCAGAGACAGAAAGAGGAGCUCCGUAGAGCUGCUGUGGAAGAGAAGAGGAGGCAGCAACUCGAGGAAGAGAAGGAGCGCCUUGAGGCCCUCAUGAAGCGCUCUCUGGAGCGCAGCCUGCAGCUGGAGCAGAGGACGAAACGCUGGAGCAGAGGGUGUCCUCCGGGAGCAGCUCCCUGCAGCCCUCACAGGUCACCGUACCGUAGCACACUGAAUGCAAGUGAUCACAACAGAGCAGGUGUUCAGGGAGGUUCUCAGUCCACUCCCAACACGCCCAAGAAAGAGCGGUUGCGCAGAGAUAGAAGAACUGCAUCCCCAGGUUUUGGAUCCCCUGUGAGAAGAGCAGAAUCUCCUGCUAUUGCCAGCAAGCACUUAGCUUCCCCAGCCACUAUCUUGACAUCCAAGAUGCACACCCAAUCUCCCAGUGGUGUACGCCAGGAGCACUCCUCUCCAGUAAGACAUCGUCCCAACCUGCCAAGCGAUGGCCACAAGAAAGUAGAGGAUAAGAAAUCGGACAGAAACUGUGAAGAAUCCACAACCGAAGUUUCUGUCAAAAAGAAGUCUAUCACUGACAGCCCUGCAUCCGCUUCACAAGUGGAGAAAAAAACUGAUAAAGAUGUGGUCCCUUCAGACAAAUCCAAAGCACCCAAGACGGACACUAUCGAUAAGAGCGUCAAGAAUGAGACCGCUGAUAAAACCGAUUCCUCUGACAAAAAGGACACUACAGAAUCAUCACCACUGACACCCACAACAAAGCCAUCCACUGGCACGACAAAUGCAGAGGAGGCCUCUAGGAUGCUAGCAGAGCGUAGGCGUCAGGCCCGAGUGCAGAAGGAACUGGAGGAGCAAAAACGCUGCGAACAAGAGGAGGAAGAAAGACUGAAGGCAGAGCAGCUCAAAAUGCAGCUUGCACAAAACCACCCGGCAAAGGAGGAGAAGAAAACCCCACAAGUGUCAGAGGAAAGAAAAAAAGAGCAGGAUAUUGAUAGCUGGAGAGAGGAUGAUGAAAAACGACAAAGAGAGGGACAGGAAAAGGAGCCACAGAACAAGAUAGAUAGAGAGAGAGAAAAAACCAAGGUACUGCCCCAGGAGGAUGCAGAGCGCCAGCGUCAAGGUAGAGAGAUGCAGAAGAUUCAAGAGGAGGAGGAGAGACAAAUAAGGAAGAAGAGAAUCGAGGAGAUCAUGAAGAGAACAAGGAAGGGUGAAGUUGAUUUGAAGGAGGGACAGGUGGAGACAAAGUGUGUCUCACCACCAGGGGAAAUAAGGAUAAAUGUGCAAACUAGUGAUGAGAUGAAAGACGAAGCAACCCGAAAAGUUGAGUUUCAGGUCAACGAACGCGUCAAUGUCCAGGAUGCUGCCCUGGUGAAGAAAGAAGAAGCAAUGACACAGGUGGCCGAUCAGAAGAGCCUCCAAGUUAAAAAAAGCAUUGCAAAAGUAGCAACACCAAAGAGUGUUGUGGAAAAGGGACCAGACACCAAACAAGUUAGUGAACAGCAGGGCACUCAAGUAAACAAAGAUGGUACAGCCCAGGUUUUUAAGCAGCAGGAGAGAAAGCUGGAAACCCCAGUGAACAAGCAGAAUAUUGUUCAGACAAAUGUUAAAGCCACUGAUCAAAUGAAUAAAGACUUGACAAAGACAGCAGAUAGCAAAGUAACCAAAAAGGAGGGUGUUGUAGUGAAUGGAGAAAUGAAGAAUCAAGGAAAUGGCAUGGUGAGCAGCCACUGUACCACUGAGGUAACCAAACAGCAACAAAAAUUACAAGUAGAAGAAAGUCCCGCUGUGUCGACAGUUGAUGGAAAGAUCAAAAAAGGUUCUGAAACUCAGGUCACCAGACCCUCUGUUACACCCCUGCCAGUGAUGACCCCACCACCACCACUCAUUAAGCUGGAGCCAUUGGAUGUGAAAGGCAACAAUUCUUGUGACGAGGUGCAGUCCAUGGAGGUCAGCCCAGCUUCCAAGGAGGAACUAAUUUCCAUCCCUGAGUUUUCCCCAGUCAAUGAAGUUCACCAGAAUAGUAUGAGUAACACUCGUGCUCUUGAGGACCUGUUGGACCUUACAGGCAAUGUUUCCUGUCCCAAAUUGUCCACUGAAAGUAAUGUAGGUGACUGCAACAAAAAUCUGAUUGAGGGUGUUGUUAGUCCCAUUUCAGAUCCAAAGCUCAUCCAGCUAUCUUCUGCAUCCCCAAAUAAGCUUAGCAUUCACUAGUCCACUAAUAUCUCUCUCUC